GUGGGCCACAGUGAUCCAUAGGCUAUAUUCGGCUUCCUUUAAUCGGUUAUCCCAAUUUAAGCAAUUCACAAAUCCCUAAUAUUCCUUUUCUCUCGAUAUUUUUCCUCAAGAAAUCAUCUUAAACAGCGAAAUUCAAUCACGAAGAAGGUAAUCUCCGCAGAAAAAUGCCGAAGAAAAUGGGAGUGAAUAGCAAAGCCGAGGCGGCUAGGGCUCGGAGAAGCGCCACCGAGGCCGAUCGGAAGGAGCGCGACGCCAGGGAGAAGGAAGAGCAGUACUGGCGCGAAGCCGAAGGAGCCAAAUCGCGAGCCGCCAAGAAGCGCGAGGAAGAAGCCGAGAAGCGGGCCGAGGCCGCCGCCAAGAAGGCCGAAGCCCGCCGAUUGGCGGAGCAGGAGGAGAAGGAUCUCGAGAAGAGCAUGAGGAAGCCUGAUAAGAAGGCUAACAGGGUGGCGGCCCCCCUGCCGAAGGUGACGGAGGUUGAGCUGCGGCGGAGGAGGGAGGAGGAGCAGGCGGCGCUGCAGCGGCGGGCGGAGGAGGAGAAGAAGAGGCAGAGCCGGAUCGCGGACGAGGAGGAGUACGAGAGGAUGGUCAGCUUGGAGAACACUAAUCGUGACGAUUCGAAGAUUGAGGCGAGGUCGGUGGAGGAAGCUAUUGCGCAGAUGACGCUGGUGGACAGUUUGCCGGUGGACAAGCACCCUGAGAAGAGGCUUAAAGCUUCAUUCAAGGCAUUUGAAGAAGCUGAGCUUCCUACGUUGAAGGAAGAGAAACCGGGUCUCACACAUACUCAGUAUAAGGAUAUGAUUUGGAAGCUCUGGAAGAAAUCUCCUGACAAUCCCCUUAACAAGGUAGCUGACAAGCCUUGAAUGCAUCAUGGCUUGUGCUGUGGGGGACUUGCGGAAAGUGAGCUUCAGAUUCAGUAACUGUGUGAUUAUAUAUCGACAACUAUGUGCGACUCCAUUCAGUCUUUUGUUAUCCUUAAUUUGAAGCAUCCUCUGCCAGCUGAUGCAAGAGAUUGUGAUAAUAAAGAACACAUUGUCAAUAAACUUAAAUAAGAUCCUUGUAUUUUAUUAUAAAUUUAUGUUGAACCGUUUUUGGUUUUGGCGGUAGGUUAUCAGAUACGUUUGACUUGUGAAAAUAGUGGAGCAAAUAUUUUCUUUCUCAUAUUGAGGAAAUUUUGAUAUUGUUACCUGGCAUGUCAGUUCUGAAACUUAUACCAUGUUUGGAGCAUAAUUAGUUAUCUACGUGCUUUGAAUUUUUUUGGGUUUGAGAUUCGUAAUGUGAAUGUUACCUGUAUGGCUGUAUCUAUCCCAGCACGGAUGGUUUUGGUUGCGAUAGCUGGGCAUGACUUGAUUCGUGUCG
Molecule: messenger RNA, 1356 nt
Organism: Striga asiatica
Lineage: Eukaryota; Viridiplantae; Streptophyta; Magnoliopsida; Lamiales; Orobanchaceae
Source: the annotation of a GenBank genome assembly